Truncatella angustata is the source of this 228-nucleotide messenger RNA. RefSeq lists its product as uncharacterized. The coding region runs from base 1 to 228 and encodes 75 amino acids. The transcript is spliced from 4 exons. NCBI's taxonomy places the organism in Eukaryota, Fungi, Ascomycota, Sordariomycetes, Amphisphaeriales, Sporocadaceae. The record is from RefSeq and is a predicted model, not a curated record.
AUGGCUGGCCUCAAGCACUUCAAGCUGGCGCUUGACCCGUCCAUCCAAAAGCUGGGGACGAUGCAAACGAACCGAGCCAAAUACUUUCGCUGGACACCCCGAACUGCCCGCAUCACCUUCAUGUACGUCGUGUUCGUGCCUGCACUCUUCGGCAUCCUCGCAUACCAGACAGACGGCAAAUACGAUCUCCGGGCCAAGAGGAAGGGCGACUUGAUCUCCGAGUACUAG